Molecule: messenger RNA, 1330 nt
Organism: Elaeis guineensis (African oil palm)
Lineage: Eukaryota; Viridiplantae; Streptophyta; Magnoliopsida; Arecales; Arecaceae
Source: RefSeq, a predicted model, not a curated record
UAGAGUGACAUCUUUCAGUUAAUUAAGCAUUUUGUUUUAAAACUUGGGAUUCUCUCCAAUCAUUGCUGGUUUGCGUUUGGUACGAUGAUCAUGAAGCCCAUCAGUCUGCUAUUCCCGGUGCGAACGAUGGAGUAAUCUCUCGCACCGAUUCAUGUUAAAGCGAGCUCUGUCGCGAUCCGAAUUGAAGGGGAUAACCCUGCAAAAUUUCCGCGCAUGAUUCAUCAGUUGCGUAGUCGGUGUAGAAACACGAACCAUUUCUCCUCCCACCCGAGCCACGUCGUCUAGCCUCAUUGAGAUCGUGCUGGCAGAAACCAGUGGUCAAGAUAUUUCUUAAUGAAACGAACGGCAGAUCUAGAUGGUCCGCAUAGAGUUUUAUGCGGACUCUCCCAAUACGACGAAUGUUCUCCCUUUCGUUCCCCUCGACCCCAAAUUACGGCUCCACUCGGUCACUCCUCGGUCUCACUCACUCGCCGGAGACGCCAACCGGUGCCGAUGGAGAGCUUCCGCCACCAGAGAUCCCCCGGCUCCGAGCGCUUCCUCGGCCUCUUCACCCCUCCCGACUCCAACGGCUCCGCCGGCGUCGAGCUCCACGAGGACGAGGUCUUCUGGACCGCCGCCGACCACCCCGACCCGGCCCGCUCCCCCCGUGCCAAGAACCCUAACCCUAAUUCUAGCUACGGCCCCGUCUCCCCCUCUUCCCGCGCCACCUUCCGCCGCCUGCCUGACCGGAGCUUCGGCAUCCUUGCUGCCCUCCCGGAGGAGGACAAGAAUUCGUCGCCGGCGGCCGGGGGUCCCCCGUUCCUCCAGCGGAAGUCGUCCCUCUCCUCCUCCUCCUCCUCCUCCGCCUCCUCCUCCUCGUCCGCCGCGCGGAUGAUCCCGGCGAUCCCCAAGCCCAAGACUGAGUACUCUUUCUCCGUUCCGGCCGGGAAGAUCCGCCACCAGUCGGCCCCGGUCAAUGUCCCGGUGAUCCCCGGAAGGCCGAGAAAGGCCGCCGAUGAGAUCGAGGAAGGCGGAGGCAACGAGGACGGGGACGAGGAUGAGAUGCUUCCACCUCACGAGAUCGUAGCCAGGAGGGGUUCGCCGAUGACGACCUUCUCGGUGCUGGAAGGGGCUGGGAGGACGCUUAAGGGGAGGGAUCUGCGCCAGGUUCGCAAUGCUGUAUGGAGGAACACAGGUUUCCUUGAUUGAUACUUGGAACUGUUUGCUUGUGUUGAUGGUAUUUUGGGCCUUUUGGAUUUGGAAGGGAUUUACGAUUUUGGAAAGGAAAGAGAAUAGAGGAGAAUAUUUUAGUUGUUCAAUGAAAAUAAGUGGGUGUUUAUAUCCUUCUUAG